UUUCAAAGCAAAAACAUUUUUAAUUUUACCCAUACUCAUGUUUACACAAGGAGUCACAUUGUGUUGUGGACAAAUUUGAGUUGCAGUGAAAACAUUUAUUCAGCGUGGCCCACUCAUUUAUUAUUCAACAGACAUGAAUUUACUUUGAACUCUUUGUUAUUCAGUUUUAAUGUGUUUAUUCAAGUGUAACCAGGUGAAAAAAAAAGUACCAGUGGGAGAAAAGGCUGGAAUUAACCAGAAAACAUGUUUGUAUUAUCAGCAUAUCAGACACUGUCACCGUCAGUCCUGGAAGACACACUUUCACUUAGCACACACACAUUUUUGACCAGUCCAUGGAGUUAACUGGGCUCAUCAAACUUCACGGCUUAUGUAGUCGUCAUCUGAUGAAUUAUUUCACUCAGCCACUAAAGAUCUAGGACUUGUCAUCCACGGUAAUUCAGAGUAAACGGCGGCAUGUCUCUGCAGGCUACAGUCCUAUCAUCAAGACUAAACAACACGUGCAGUAACGUGAAAAACAGAAACCCCACAGCGAUCCAGCAGGUUGCUGGAGGCCUGCCCUACUGUAGCUCACCCCUCCCUCCUCUUACACUCAACUCCUUCAGAAACUGUCGCAUACAAGUCCUCUGUCCCCUGCAGCAGCCGAGAUCCUCGGAACCUCCUCGGCCCUAACUCCAGACCUCACAUCAUGUUCUUCAAGUUCAUCUGUGCUGUGGUGACCAGAUCUCUGUUUAUACUCGUCUCUCUCACCGGCGUGUGGAGAGUGGUCUAUGUGAAGGACAAUGGGCUCUACUGGUUCCUCACCAUCCUCUACCUGCCUCUUAUCGCUGAGAUGAUUGUGACCCUCAAGAGAAAGAGAGGGAGUGAUUACAAAUGGUUUUCUCCAGCUAUCUUCUUCUUCCUCAUCAGUAUUAUCCCAUCGAUAUGGAUUUUAGAGCUUCAUCACAAGCAAAACAAUCUCUCUUCAAGGUGUAAGAAACUCAACUCGGCGGAAAAUAUUCAGAGUGUUUUGAAUCCCCUGAUGAACUCAACAAACAGCAGUGAAGCGUUCAUGACCGUCCUGUCCUCAGUGUGUGCCGACGACUGGAUCCUGGCUCUACACCAGAUCCUCAUUGUCCUCCUGAUCCUGGGCAAAUGGCUGCUGCCGGCCGCCGGAGCGCUGAGCAGGGACCAGCUCUCCCAGCUGCUGCUCAUCUUCGUGGGCACGGCUGCCGACAUACUGGAGUUCACCUCAGAGACGCUGUCUGACAUCAGGGACAACAGUCUAGACAUGGUCUACAUCAUUCUGGCCGUGUGGACCUGGAGCAUGCUGCAGUUUCCCCUCCAUCUCUCAGUAAUGGAUGCGUCUGUGGAGGACCUGUCGCCGGGACCCUCCCUGUUCUCCCGCCUCAGCGCAGAAAUCUGGAGCACUCUGGAAGCGUUGCUCAUCCAGGACGGGCCUUUCCUCCUCGUGCGCCUCAUUGUCAUGCUGUACUUCAGCGUGGUUCACCAGAUGCUCAUCUUCUUCGCCAUCAAGAACUUCCUGGUGGUCAUCCUGAACAUCUAUCGACUCUCUGUGCUCGUCUGUGACGGGAGCUCCUGAAAGUGGCUUCACGCCGCAGUGGAGUGGCAUUUGCGAGGCAGCACAAAAGACGAUGUCAUAUUUACCGCACGCGAACGUUCAUCAUUUUCUAAUAAAGAUCCUCACACCAUUCAGUUUGCUAAUUUAGAGUAUCAGAAUGAGAAAAGUAAUGACCCAGAUGAGACUAAGCGAUUUAAACCUCAAGUCCUGAUAGAGAAAUUGUCGUGGUCUGACAAACAAAACGCUGAAAAGGCAGUUUGAAAUCCCUUCUCUUCGUUUCCAUGGUUAGUACUUUUCUCAACACUUAUUUUUGGCACAUUUCUGCCACUGCCAGUUGAUUCUGUGUGGAACCAAGGACAGAUAUUAAUAGCAACGUGCAGGUGGGGCCUCUCUGUGUCCACUUCUAUAUACUAAUACUCACUCUUUAGGCAGAGAUGAAUGCUCGGGGCCUGUAGCAUGUGUUUAGAAAGAGUGAGCGGCUGCUGUGCAGUAGAUCCAGAUGCAUCUUUAACCAGC
Betta splendens (Siamese fighting fish) is the source of this 2074-nucleotide messenger RNA. Its product is annotated as transmembrane protein 26-like. The coding region runs from base 686 to 1579 and encodes 297 amino acids. The transcript has 6 exons. Lineage: Eukaryota; Metazoa; Chordata; Actinopteri; Anabantiformes; Osphronemidae. The record is from RefSeq and is a predicted model, not a curated record.